AUGUUCCUCCAGCAGAUCCUAGACGUUGACGAGAAGAAUCAGCUGAUCUCAGUGAAUGCCUGGCUCAGUUAUAGCUGGCAGGACUACAAACUCACAUGGGACCCUGCUAAGUACGACGGCAUUGAAAAUGUUCGAUUUCCUGGCACUGCUGAUCAUAUUUGGAAGCCAGACAUUCUCCUGUACAACAGUGCAGCUGAAGAUUUCGAUUCAACUUAUAAGAGUAAUUUACUGGUAUACGCAUCUGGUGACGUCAAUUGGAUUCCACCUGGUGUGCUAAAAUUCGUCUGUAAACUGGAUGUCACGUGUUCGACGGGUCACGCGAGAAGUCAUUCCGGUUCGUGGACGUCUUCAGAGACCGCCAGUGUCGACCUACAGAUUGCAGACGAAAAUACAAAAACGGAACUUCGACCACCAGCUUUACGCGAAGUGAAAUACUACAAAUGCUGUCCUGAACCAUAUCCUACAGUGAAGUAUUUCCUCCACUUGCGACGACGGACUCUAUAUUACGGUAAUUGUCUUCAAUCGAUCCUACCAUAUUGA
This is a messenger RNA of Cooperia oncophora, 540 nucleotides long. The record is from the annotation of a GenBank genome assembly. NCBI's taxonomy places the organism in Eukaryota, Metazoa, Nematoda, Chromadorea, Rhabditida, Trichostrongylidae.